Lachancea nothofagi CBS 11611 is the source of this 462-nucleotide messenger RNA. NCBI's taxonomy places the organism in Eukaryota, Fungi, Ascomycota, Saccharomycetes, Saccharomycetales, Saccharomycetaceae. The record is from the annotation of a GenBank genome assembly.
AUGGGUAAAAAGAACACCAAAGGUGGUAAAAAAGGUAGAAGAGGUAAGAACGACUCCGAUGGCCCUAAGCGUGAGUUGUACUACAAAGAGGAAGGUCAGGAGUAUGCUCAAAUCACCAAGAUGUUGGGUAAUGGAAGAGUAGAGGCUUCAUGUUUUGACGGCCUCAAAAGAAUGGCGCACAUCAGAGGUAAGCUCAGAAAAAGAGUCUGGAUGGGCCAAGGUGAUAUCAUUUUGGUUUCGCUCAGAGAUUUCCAAGAUGACCAAUGUGAUGUGGUGCACAAAUACAAUCUGGAUGAGGCACGUACGUUGAAAAGUCAGGGAGAACUGCCCGAAAACGCAAAGAUCAACGAAACUGACAACUUUGGUUUCGAGUCCGACGAAGACGUCAACUUCGAGUUCGGCAACGCAGACGAUGACGACGACGAAGACGACGACGACGACCUUGACAUUGACGACAUCUAA